This is a messenger RNA of Solenopsis invicta (red fire ant), 1544 nucleotides long. RefSeq names its product flightin (gene fln). Lineage: Eukaryota; Metazoa; Arthropoda; Insecta; Hymenoptera; Formicidae. The record is from RefSeq and is a predicted model, not a curated record. The transcript has 3 exons. The coding region runs from base 666 to 1112 and encodes 148 amino acids.
UUUCUAAUUAUAACAAAGUGUUACAUUUUUGGUGUUAAUUUUGUACAUAAUAUUUGUGUUACUUUCUAACACAUUCAUCUUGUGUCAAAUUAAGAUAAAAAUUAGAGAAAAACGUUUCGGAACAUGCGAUAUUAUAUGUUAAAUUUAAUACAAAUUUUCCAACUGUAUACUCUCAUCAAGAUGCUGUAAAAACAAUACGUUUUUUUAUUGCUUAUCAAAUCGUAAUUAUUUUACAUUUUUGAUGCUUAUUAAUGUUUAUUAAUAACAAACAAUUAAAUGAUAAUGAAUAUGAUUGGAAGGGUAUUUAUGUAUGAAUCCAGUUGUUAGCCAAGACGUUUGAACGUUAUAGCUUGGAGAGUAUGGCAUUCGAUUUCGCCACAAAUAUCAGUUGAUACCUCAGCCAACGUUUGUUGUCUUACGAUGGUCCAUUUCAUCACAUGGUGGAUAUGCUCAAUCGGCUAAAUAAAUCCGAUCGAGAAUUAAAAUUAAUUUGAACGCGAUAAGCAAUGGAAACCAAAAAAAAAGAUUUACGAAAAGUGAUAGGUUUUAAAGACAUGAAGAACAAACCGAUAUUACCAAGAAAUAAACUAACAAAGGAAUAAUGUCUAAUUGUUUAUCAAGUCAAUAUAAUUCCUAUAACGAAGUGAAUAUAUAACGAGACUACGAUGUGGGAUGAUGAACCAGCGCCGUGGGACGCGGAGGAGCCCGCUCCGGCAGCGGCCGACGGUGCAGCGGAAGGUGCUCCUGCCGAGGGAGCUCCUGCCACCGAGAAACCGGUCCUGAAAUUGUUAAAGCUCGAGCCACCUCAUUACAAUCAUCACUGGGUCCGACCACUGUUCCUCAAUUACGCGUAUCUUUACGAUUACAGGAAGAACUAUUACAACGACGUGAUCGAUUAUCUUGAUUCGAGGCAGAAGGGUAUAUACCGCGAACCGCCUAGAGCUCAGGAAUGGGCAGAAAGGGCUAUGAGGACCUACGAUGAGAAGAAUGUAGACAAAAGCUUCAAACGAUCGGCCGACAUGAAGUACAUCACUAACAUGAGACUCACGUCCAGACAUUACAGCUAUCAUACUCGUGCCUACUACAGUCUGAAGUACCAGAAGAUCCUCUGAAUUGGUAAAUUAUCACUAAAAGUUAAAGGCUGUUAAAAGACAACCGUCAAAGACAAAUGAAAUUUCACAUAUGUAUCCUCUCACGUGUACACAGUCUCUCACGUGUAGAAUUUUUAUCAAUAUUAUUAUGUAAUAUUUAUUUAUCAAUCUAUAUGUCUUUCUAAUUUAAUCAACUUUAUUGUAUCGUUUUUUUUUUGCAAUUCGAUAAUUUUUAUUAGACAUUUUGUAUAAGCUAGUGAGAUAAAUAGCAAUGCAAUUUAAAUCUAACUGACGAUACUAAUAAAAUUGGUAACGAGUGGCGUUCAACGUUUGCCUAUUGCAGCUAAAGUAACAUUGCAUACUUGUACAUUUAUUUGACACAUGUACCGUUAGGAAUUGACGUUGUAAAAUAUAUCUUUAUUUGUAAAUAUCAGAAACUUUUCGAAUCGAUCA